This is a messenger RNA of Purpureocillium takamizusanense, 2859 nucleotides long. RefSeq lists its product as uncharacterized. The record is from RefSeq and is a predicted model, not a curated record. The transcript is spliced from 3 exons. Lineage: Eukaryota; Fungi; Ascomycota; Sordariomycetes; Hypocreales; Ophiocordycipitaceae. The coding region runs from base 182 to 2710 and encodes 842 amino acids. Gene Ontology annotation, cellular component: fungal-type vacuole membrane.
CAUCCUCGCCGCUUCAUCGCUCCAACCUUCGCCAUACUUCCGCCAUCUAACCCCGUUCGAAGACGACCUGGUCUUUCCUCAACUCUGCUCGCUGCUUCGUCCUGCUACCGCCCUUCGUUGACGACGCCGGGGUCGUGAGUCGGCUCGAGCUGGCACCCGGCAACGCCCGCACGACGCCACGAUGUCUGACACUGAACGAUCGCCGCUCCUCGCGCGGGAGCACGACGACCAAGCCCCGAACGAGUCCUCGCCUCUCCUCUCCAACCACCAUGAACCAGAGCACGAUGGCGACAGCAACGACCAGCGCCGCAACUCGUCGUCAAGCGCAACCAAGGCGCACCACAGCACCAAGCGCAAGUGGAGGUGGCCGUCCCUCAUCGCCAUCCUGGUCCUAGCAGCAUCUGUCAUCGUCAUCAUCGUUCUUGGAUUUAUCGUUCCGCCUGCCGUAAAGCAAUACGCAGAAACCGCUGCGGUCCUAGAGCCCACGAGCUUGUCGCUCGAGUCUCUGACGGCCGACGGCGUGCGGGCCCGCAUUCAAGCCAACUUCCGUCUGGAUGGGGCGCGCGUCACCGACGACAAUGCCCGCCGGAUAGGCAGGCUCGCCACGGGAAUCAUGAGGCAUCUUGGCACGGAGGAAACGAGGCUCUAUGUGCGCCUCCCCAACUACGACAACGCUCUCCUCGGCUCAGCCAUUGUGCCGCCUCUCUCCCUGGAUCUCGUGGACGGCCACAACAACGAACUGGAUUUCGUGGCCGAUGUCACGCCUGGUGAUGCUGAACUCAUGCGCAAAAUUGUCAAUGAGUGGCUUGAUGGCAAGCUUGACCAACUCAAGGUCAACGGGGCGGCGUCGCUAAGCCUCAAGUCCGGGUUCUUGCCUCUGGGCACACACGACGUGGUGGAGACAAUGGUUUUCGAAGCCAAGGAAAUUCCUUCUAUUCCCGAGUAUAAGAUUCAAAACCUGGUGUUCCACGACGUCCCUCUUGGCGACGGGAGUGGCAUGGGCGUCGGUGCCAAUGUGUCCAUCACCGCACACAACGACUAUCCUAUUGGCCUUGAUGUCCCUUCGCUGGCCUUUGAGGUUCUCGUCCCUAAUUGCAACCCUUCAGAGCCCAACAUCAAGGUUGCGUCUGCAGUCACGAGCAUCAUCCAUAUUCGGCCAAAGUCAGACGUCACGGCCGAGGCCGAAGGCGUCAUUCGCGAGCUGCCCGAGACCCUGACACGGGCCUGCCCUGACACGGAGCUCUCUCCACUGGACAACUUCAUGAAGCACUACCUGCAUGGAGAAGACGCUCGAGUGUUUGUGCGUGGGAAGGCGUCGGAGCAAUCUGAUCUCCCUGAGUGGGUCGGGGAGCUCCUGGAGAGCAUCACUGUCCCGGUCGAAUUUCCGGGCCGUAAUUUCGGUAAUUUCAUUCGCAACUUCUCCCUCACCGAUGUCGACUUCAAGAUGCCGAGCCCCUUUGCGGACCCCAGUGACCCCAGCGGCAAGCCCCGUGUGUCGGGCACGGUCCAGGUCCUGGCGGGCCUCCCAGCCGAGCUGAACAUCAACAUCGAGGUCGACAGUCUGAGAGCAAACGGCGAUCUCAUCUAUGAAGAUCAGAAAUUUGGCGAAUUGAACCUUGACCAAUGGCAAAAGGCAAACUCGAGCAUCGCCUCCGGUUCCGGCAAUGACGAAGAUAUCAUCACCAUCACAUCCCACAUCGCCGACGCACCUAUCGAUAUCACGGACGGCGAUAUCUUCGGCGAUUUGAUGCAGAAGCUCCUAUUUGGCGACGAAGAUAUCAUCCUUGAUGUCAAAUCGUCUGUUGACGUCAGAGUAGCGACGGUGCUCGGGAAACUGGUUCUGAAAGGCGUCCCUGCGCAAGGGAAAGUCCCAGUAAAACACAUUCCCGGGGACACCGUCUCGGCUCUUGAUCCGCACAUCAGCGACGUACGAAUCAUGAACACAUCAACAUCAGGUGUAAAUCUGCAAGCAAAGAUUGCUUUGACAAAUCCUACGCCUUACACGGCUACAGUACCUUAUAUCAACGUUCAUAUUAUGAAGCACGGAUUUAUGAUUGGAGAGGCGAUUGCAAGGGAUGUUGACUUCCAGCUUGGGGACAACGCAGAUAUAGGCGUCAGCGCGACGUGGGACCCCAAGGCCUUUAGCGGCAGUCACGGGCAGGAAGUGAGCCGUCGACUGUUGUCAGAAUACCUCUCUGGGAAGAACACUACUCUGGAGAUCAGAACGCAUCGCGGUACUAUCCCGACAAUGCCCAUCAUCGGCGAGGCGUUGUCCAAGAUCAACAUCACGGUCAACACCCCUCGCGUGAAGCUUCCAGGGGACGACGGCGGCGGUGGCAACAGCCAUGGAUUCAUCCGCGACGCCGUGUUCCACAUCUUAUCAUCGACCGCGGCCUUCACGCUCGCGUCGCCCCUGCGCCACAACACGGUCCACAUAGAGCGCAUCAACGCGACGGCCUUUUACAACCACACUGAGCCGGUGGGCCAGAUAGUCCACGACGAGCCCUUUGACGCCCCGCCGGGGUUGUCGCAGACGCCGCGGCUGCCCGUCACGUGGUCCACGAGCAGCGUUGGCUUCGAGAAGCUUAAGGAUGCCCUCGGAGGCUCGCUCAAGCUGGACGCCGUGGCGGACGUCACGUUGAGGGUGGGGAACUGGAUACAGGAGGUGAAAUACGAGGGGAAGGGGAUUGGCGCGAGGGUUUCGCUCUGAACGAUAGAUGAUGUCUCUUGACAUCUUUGUGUGGCGUUUUGGGGGGGCACAGGUAUACACAUCUAGGAAAGGUUUUUGGGAUAGCGAAUGAAACAAAAUGCGCGCGCGCGCGCGCGGUUAUCUUUUUAUAGACUACAAAGUAAAGAUGU